AUGGCCUCGUCUCAGGCAGCCCGGAGCUACUGGAAGAGCGUCGGUCGUUCUCACCUGCGGCGUGACGCUCUGGCCCUGGCCUCGACGACAAACUCAACAUCGAUAGCUCUUUCAUCAUCGCCCAAGGCGAGUCCAUCCACGCUGCGGCAUGCCACGACAGACUCCGCACGACCGAGGGAAAAGGUUGUCAUACUAGGUUCUGGGUGGGCAGGCUAUGCCCUCGCUCGAGCCCUCGAUCCUGCCAAGUACGAGCGCAUCAUCGUCUCGCCUCGCUCUCAUUUCGUAUUCACACCUCUCCUGGCCUCAACGUCUGUCGGCACCCUCGAGUUUCGGUCCAUCCUCGAGCCCGUUCGUCGUCUCAAGCCUGAUGCCUUCCACCAGGGAUGGGCCGACGACAUUGACUUUGCCCACAAGACACUCAAGGUCGAGACCAAUGUCGAUGCCGAUGAGCUCUCCUCUCGCACCCUGCCGCCACCGUCCUCUUCAUCCUCUCCUUCUGGCACGUCCCCUUCCGAGGUCACGAUAGCCGCUUCCACUCCAACCAUGACGGCCUCUGUCACGAAGCGCAAAGGGGAAAUCAUCACCAUUCCCUACGACAAACUCGUCGUCGCCGUAGGCUCCUACUCCCAGACCUUUGGCAUCCCCGGCGUGCGCGAGCACGCCAACUUCCUGCGCGAUGUCGGCGACGCUCGCUCCAUCCGUCUGCGCGUCCUCCAGUGCUUCGAGCGCGCCGCUCUGCCCACCGCCACGGCCGAGCAGCGCCGUGCGCUUCUUCACUUUGCCGUCGUCGGCGGAGGUCCCACGGGCAUAGAAUUCGCCGCCGAGCUGCACGACCUCAUCUACGAGGACCUCGCCCGCCUCUACCCCCAGUUGAUGCCCUCGGUGGCCAUUACCGUCUAUGACAUUGCCCCCAAGGUGCUGCCCAUGUUCGACAAGCAGCUUGCCUCGUAUGCCAUUGACUUGUUCAAGCGCCAGGGCAUCCGUGUCAAGACGGAACACCACCUCACGCAGAUUCGCCAGGAUGACCAGUCCCCGCACGGCGCUCUCAAACUCUCGAUUCAGGAAGAGCCCGGCGCCGAGAUCGGCGCCGGCCUUGUUGUCUGGAGCACCGGCCUCAUGCCUAAUCCGCUCGUACAGAAAAUGGUUGCGCGUGAGCUGCGGCUUCCGGGGUCAGGCGACAACAGCACGCCCGAAACGUUUCAUCUCCAGACGGGGCGCUCCGGCGGCCUCCUCACGGAUGAUCACCUCCGCCUGCGUCUCGAUCAAGGCGACCGCACCCUGCCCGAUGUCUUUGCCAUGGGCGACUGCGCCGUGAUGGACCGCGAGGCCCUGCCCGCCACGGCCCAGGUCGCCUCCCAGCAGGCCGUGUACCUCGCCCGCACCCUCAACCGCCACGGCGACGACGUCUCGCGCGCGAAGCCUUUUGCGUGGCGCAACCUCGGCACCAUGGCCUAUCUUGGCAGCUGGCGUGCUAUCCACCAGAGCUCAGCCGACGGGCUCCGGGGGAGGUUGGCUUGGGUGCUCUGGAGAGGCGCGUAUCUGACGAUGAGCAUGAGCGUAAGGAACAAGAUCAUGGUGCCGGUGCACUGGUUCAUGACGUGGGUGUUUGGGCGGGACAUUUCGCGAUUCUAG
Molecule: messenger RNA, 1632 nt
Organism: Verticillium nonalfalfae
Lineage: Eukaryota; Fungi; Ascomycota; Sordariomycetes; Glomerellales; Plectosphaerellaceae
Exons: 1
Coding region: 1-1632 (543 amino acids)
Molecular function (GO): NADH dehydrogenase activity
Source: RefSeq, a predicted model, not a curated record